Messenger RNA from Aspergillus terreus NIH2624, 1407 nucleotides. RefSeq names its product secretory pathway gdp dissociation inhibitor. Bases 1 to 1407 code for a protein of 468 amino acids. Gene Ontology annotation, cellular component: cytoplasm. Gene Ontology annotation, biological process: vesicle-mediated transport; small GTPase-mediated signal transduction; protein transport. NCBI's taxonomy places the organism in Eukaryota, Fungi, Ascomycota, Eurotiomycetes, Eurotiales, Aspergillaceae. Gene Ontology annotation, molecular function: Rab GDP-dissociation inhibitor activity. The transcript is spliced from 8 exons. The record is from RefSeq and is a predicted model, not a curated record.
AUGGAAGAGAUUGCCCCCGAAUAUGAUGUUGUCGUGCUCGGCACUGGUUUGACCGAGUGUGUUCUUUCCGGUGUUCUGAGUGUCAAGGGAAACAAGGUCCUCCACAUCGAUCGCAAUGAUCACUAUGGAGGCGAGGCUGCGUCCGUGAAUAUCGAAACGCUGUUCAAGAAAUACGGCAACGUUCCCCCCGGCGAGGAACCUUGGAAGAAAUAUGGUCGUGUCAACGACUGGAACAUCGAUCUGGUCCCGAAGCUCCUGAUGGCCAACGGCGAGCUGACGAAUAUCCUGGUCUCCACCGAUGUCACAAGAUACUUGGAAUUUAAGCAGAUUGCCGGCAGCUAUGUCCAGCAAGGCAAGGGACCCAAGGCUACGGUGGCGAAGGUGCCCUCCGACGCGGGUGAAGCUCUGCGCUCCUCCCUGAUGGGCAUGUUCGAGAAGCGACGGGCUAAGAAGUUCCUGGAGUGGGUGGGCGAAUUCAAGGAGGAAGACCCCGCGACUCAUUCGGGACUUGAUAUCUCUAAGUGUUCCAUGAAGGACGUCUACGACAAGUUCGGACUGGAGCCGAACACCCGGGACUUCGUUGGUCACUCGAUGGCCCUCUACCAGUCCGAUGAAUACGUUGAAAAGUCUGGCAUGGCUCCCGACGCCAUCAACCGGAUUCGCCUGUACGUGAACUCCAUGGCUCGGUACGGCAAGUCUCCUUAUAUCUACCCGCUGUACGGUCUUGGUGAACUUCCCCAGGGUUUCGCCCGUCUGUCUGCUAUCUAUGGAGGUACCUACAUGCUCAACACCAGCAUCGACGAGGUUCUCUACGACGAGAGCGGCAAGGUCUCUGGAAUCAAGGCCACCAUGAAGGACCGUGACGACAACGGCGAGACCAUGAAGUUCACGACCAAGACUAAGAAGAUCCUGGCCGACCCGUCUUACUUCCCGGGCAAGGUCCGGGUGACUGGCUACUUGCUCAAGGCCAUCUGCAUCCUGAAGCACCCCAUUGACAAGACGGAUGGCAGCGAUUCGCUGCAGCUGAUUAUCCCCCAGUCGCAGGUCGGACGGAAGCAUGAUAUCUACAUCGCCAUGGUUUCGUCUGCACACAACGUAUGCCCCAAGGGUUACUACAUCGCGAUUGUCUCCACCAUCGCUGAGGGUGAUGCCAACCACCACCUGGAGCUCGAGCCUGGUUUCGAGCGUCUUGGAGCUAUCGAGGAGAAGUUCUUCGGCCCUCCGAUCCCGAUCUACGAGCCUCUGGAGAGCGGCGAGAAGGACAACAUCUUCAUCUCUAAGAGCUACGAUGCCACCUCUCACUUUGAGACUACGACUGACGAUGUGCGCGACAUCUACAAGCGGGCGACUGGUGAAGAGCUGGUUGUGGAGGGUCUCCGCGAGGACCAGCAGCUCGCACAGGAGUAG